GGAGCCGCUAAAGCAGCCAGUCCAUGCUUCGGAGAGCAGCAUCAGCACUGCUGAAAACCAGCACCGAGAUCACCACCCUCCUCUCCGUGCCUUGGGCCAAAGCUACCCCGAAGCCACACUGUAUUUCCCUUCUCAUUAGGCCGUUCUCCCUCUCGGUCUCCUUGCGUAAGAAGAAAAAGCUAAAUAGUCUUUGGUUGCAGUUGUCUGAAGGACAAAAGAUGGAUGGCAAUAUCGAAGAGGUGCUGGCUCCCCUGAGGCAAGCUGUGAAGGAACAGGGCGAGUUGGUUCGUCAAAUGAAAACCGACGGUGCGCCUGAUGUGGAUGUAGCCAAAGCAGUGGCGGAAUUGAAGGCGCGGAAAAGAACCCUUGAAGCCAAGGAACUUUCCCUUCAGCCCAAAGAUGAUAUUGUGGACAGAACAAAAAUGGAAGAUACUCUGAAGAGGCGUUUCUUUUAUGAUCAGGCUUUCUCCAUCUAUGGGGGUGUGAGUGGACUGUAUGACUUUGGGCCUGUCGGCUGUGCUCUAAAGAACAACAUUCUGCAGGCCUGGAGGCAGCACUUCAUCCAAGAGGAGCAGAUCCUGGAGAUCGACUGCACCAUGCUCACCCCUGAGCCUGUCCUGAAGACAUCUGGACAUGUGGACAAGUUUGCUGACUAUAUGGUGAAGGAUGUCAAGAAUGGCGAGUGCUUUCGUGCUGACCAUCUUCUGAAAGCCCAUCUCCAGAAGCUGAUGUCAGACAAGAAAUGUACUACAGAGAAGAAAGCUGAAAUGGAGGAUGUCAUCACACAGAUGGACAACUACACUCAGCAGGAGUUGACAGAUCUGUUUGUGAAGUACAACGUGAAGUCACCAGUCACAGGAAAUGACCUCACAGCUCCAAUCUCCUUCAAUCUGAUGUUUCAGACCUCUAUUGGCCCUGGAGGGAACAUGACUGGCUACUUGAGGCCGGAAACAGCUCAGGGAAUCUUCCUCAACUUCAAGCGACUGCUAGAGUUUAACCAGGGCAAGUUACCGUUCGCCGCUGCUCAGAUCGGGAACUCCUUCAGGAAUGAGAUCUCCCCCCGCUCUGGCCUUAUCCGAGUCAGAGAGUUUACCAUGGCCGAGAUUGAGCACUUUGUCGACCCAAAUGAAAAGGUCCACCCCAAGUUCUCCAGCGUGGCGGACCUGGAUAUCCUGUUGUACUCGUCCAAGGCACAGACCAGUGGACAGUCCGCCACUGUGAUGAGGCUGGGGGACGCUGUGGAGCAGGGAGUGAUCAACAACUCCGUCCUGGGCUACUUCAUUGGGAGGAUCUACCUCUACCUGACCAAAGUGGGUGUGGCCAAGAAUAAGCUGCGCUUCCGUCAACACAUGGACAACGAGAUGGCCCACUACGCCUGUGACUGCUGGGACGCCGAGACCAAAACCUCUUACGGCUGGAUUGAGAUUGUGGGCUGUGCUGACCGCUCCUGCUUUGAUCUGAUGUGUCAUGCCAGAGCCACCAAGGUCUCGCUGGCAGCUGAGAAACCACUAAAGGAACCCAAAGUUGUAAAUGUCGUCCAGUUUGAGCCAAAUAAGGCAGCCAUAGGCAAGGCCUACAAGAAGGAAGCCAAGUUAGCCAUGGAGUACCUGGCUAUCUGCGACGAGUGCUACAUCGCAGAUCAGGAGAAGCUGCUCAAUGAGAGUGGUGAAUUCACCAUUGAGACAGAGGGGAAAACUUUCAAAAUCACCAAGGACAUGGUGAACAUCAAGAGGUUCCAGAAGACCCUUCAUGUGGAGGAGGUUGUUCCCAAUGUAAUUGAGCCUUCCUUUGGCAUUGGUCGAAUCAUGUACUCCAUUUUCGAGCACACAUUCCAUAUCAGAGAAGGUGAUGAACAAAGAACGUUUUUCAGUUUCCCUGCCACAGUGGCUCCCUACAAAUGCUCCGUCCUUCCACUCAGCCAAAAUCAGGAAUUCACACCGUUCGUCCGGGAAUUAUCUGAAGCCUUGACCAAAAACGGCGUGUCCUACAAGGUGGACGACUCCUCAGGAUCCAUUGGAAGGCGUUACGCCAGGACAGAUGAAAUCGGCGUGGCCUUCGGCAUCACCAUCGACUUCGACACGGUUAACAAGACGCCCCACACGGCCACUCUGAGAGACCGGGACUGCAUGAAGCAGAUCAGAGCAGAGGUAAGCGUGCUGCCCGACAUAAUCCGUGACCUCGCCAAUGGAGCGACAACAUGGGCAGAGAUCGAGAGCAAGUACCCCAUUUUCGAGGGUCAGGAGACAAGCAAGAAAGACACAACUGAGGAGUAGAGUCCCCCUCCCCCCAAACCCUCCUCCUUUCUCAUCUGCCAUCCCCCCACCACCCACCCCCAUGGACAGUUUUACACUCGCCUCCAUAGGAACAAUUUUAUUGCAACUGUUGCAACUGUAAUGUACAAAAAACAAAAACGAUCAACGUGCACCAUUUGUUCCACACGAAUUGCAACCACUUGAGAAAUAUCAGUCACGAAACAAAGCAACAUCUAAGCUUGUUAUUCUGUGUCUAUAACUGAUGCAGACAGUUAAAACUAUAGGCCCUCUCCCUAUCUAACUUGCACAUGCAAAAGGGUUACACAUUUGUUUCAGAAAAAGGGAGAAAGCAACUGUAAUUUGGACUAUUGUGUGGAGAAAAAGAGGCUUUCGCCAUUCCAGUUUAUGGGCAGGUAAAAUUAUGAAAUGGAAAGCAUCUUCGGUUCAAUAAAUAGAGCCUGCACUUUC
This is a messenger RNA of Alosa alosa (allis shad), 2720 nucleotides long. It is a transcript of the gene gars1, whose product is annotated as glycyl-tRNA synthetase 1. Gene Ontology annotation, biological process: mitochondrial glycyl-tRNA aminoacylation. The coding region runs from base 24 to 2273 and encodes 749 amino acids. Lineage: Eukaryota; Metazoa; Chordata; Actinopteri; Clupeiformes; Clupeidae. The transcript has 17 exons. Gene Ontology annotation, molecular function: ATP binding; glycine-tRNA ligase activity. The record is from RefSeq and is a predicted model, not a curated record. Gene Ontology annotation, cellular component: mitochondrion; cytoplasm.